GCUUGUCGUGCCUUAACUCUGUCUCUCGAAGGAAACCACCUGACGAGACCCUUGAGAAAGGUCGAGACUGGUCGUGGUAUCUUCUUUUGAUUCUUUCAGAAAUUAAUUCUGUCUGAGUCUCUAGUAAUAGAAAUAGCGGUUGUAAAAUUACUAAAUAUAAGUAUAUACGUAUAUACAUCUUUUGUUCAAUUAAAUUAAUUAACAUUUUUUUUUGUUUUUUAUUAUUCAAGGAACUUACAAAAUUAAAACAUGAAAAUUUAGUGGCAUUAUUUGAUUGCAAAGAAUCUCAACAUAAUGUCUAUUUGGUUAUGGAAUACUGCAAUGGAGGUGAUUUAGCUGAAUAUUUACAACAAAAAGGCACACUUAGUGAAGAUACAAUCAGAAUAUUUUUUCGUCAAAUCGCUGCUGCUAUUCGAGCUUGUCAUGAAAACAAUGUGGUACAUCGUGAUUUAAAACCACAAAAUAUUUUACUUUGUUAUAAGAAUAAAGAGAAUCCACAAAUAAAUGAAAUAACGUUAAAAAUAGCUGAUUUUGGUUUUGCACGAUUUUUACAAGAAGGUGUUAUGGCUGGAACAUUGUGUGGCUCUCCAAUGUAUAUGGCUCCGGAAGUAAUACGUUCAUUGCAAUAUGAUGCAAAAGCUGAUUUAUGGUCUGUUGGCACAAUUAUCUAUCAAUGUUUAACAGGGAAAGCGCCAUUUCAAGCCCAAACACCACAGGCAUUAAAACAAUUCUACGAGAGAAAUAUGCAUUUAGCACCAACUAUUCCACCAACAACAUCUCCAGAACUGACAAGUUUAUUACUACGAAUGUUGAAACGUAAUCCAAGAGAGCGUAUCGCUUAUGAUGAAUUUUUUCAUCAUCCAUUUAUUCGCAAAAGUCAACCAGUGGAUAUGCCACAAAGUCGACAAACGACAUCGACACCACCAGGAGAUACGAUAGUUUCCCAACCAUUUUCACGUCAAAUUGAUCCAAUUCCAGAGUAUGAAACGAUUACCACCACACAACAAGCACCGAUAUCUCCAUCAUCGAGUUCACAACGAUCAUCAUCACCAACAUCAAUAGGUAUAACACCAGCAAAUUCUCAAAAGUCACUUGUGAAACGAUCGUUAAAUCCUUUCUACAAUGAAUACAACAAACGUACAUCACCAUCGGCAACAACACCUGUGUUAUAUCCAACUGUAAAAACUGAAGAAUUUGUUUUAAUACCUGAACAUGUUGCUAUAGAAAAAAGUUUAACAGCUAAUCAUACAUCAUUUGCUCAAUUAUUGCGUGAAAAACACAUUUCAAAACAACAGCGGACAUCAUCCGAAGGUGUUCUAUGUUCAAAAGAGCCAACUCGUCCGGAUAAUCUUGCUUUAGCUGCUAUUGAAAAUAAUCAAGAUGAUAAAGUCGUACCAGGAGAUAGUCGGAGUUAUAGUGCAAGUCAACCGAUUCCUGUUCCAUCACAAAUUGAAAAUUAUGAAAAAAUGCAGGAAGAAUCUCGAGAACGUGCAAAAAGUGUUGGUGGCACCGGCACAAGUCCUGCUGGAAGCCCAUACGGAGAACGUCCCACAUCAAUUGAACGAUUGCGUCAAGCGAGUAUUGCAUCGUCAAGUUCAGAUUUAGCAAAUUCUAUUAGUCCACCGGCUGUACGAUUUACUGUUGAUGCAUCAUCAAGUCCAAUUAAUUUUCCAUCGAAUGCAUUUCGUCGUCAAACUAUAGCUACUUCACCAUCAUCACGUGCGAUUCAAAGUUCUCAAACAAAUAAUUCUCAUCAACAGAACCAGAAGAUUAACGCUACGAUAACAACAAUAGACGCAUCACCAUUAAAAAAUCAUUUAUCAUAUCAAAAAUUUCAUACUGUCGGCACUCUGACAAACGACUUUGAUAAUCGUUCUGAUCGACUUUUUGAACAAGAAAAUACCACACCUGUAUUUUUCAACACAAACUUAGAUCAAGGUGCGAACAGUCACGAAAAUACUAACAAUAAUGGUGCUCUAUACCAGUAUCAACGACAAACAGUGAAUACAAUUUUCGGCGACUCAGCGCCUGAGGGCAACUAUUAUGAACCACAACAGAUCACAGACGAUGCACUAAUGGAUAAUGAACACAACGAUACACUGGGCAAAUUGCAAUUUAUUCUUCAAUUGGUUGAUUAUAUAUUAACAUUAGCUAGUUCACGAUCGAGUUUGCUAACCGAAACAUUGACAUAUAAUAAUAAGAAUAAUAUUGAUAAUAAUAAUAAAACCCCUUUAAAUCGGCCAAAAAUGGAUCGUUUAAGUAUUGUCGAUGAUUUAUAUAAACGUGCUGAACAAUUAACACUCUAUGUUAAAGCCAUGCAUUUUCUAAGUUCAGCAAUGUGUUUAGCAAGAGAUAAAGUAAAAUCAGGAAAAUUAUAUCCAUCUAUUACUGUCAGACAAGCUGUACGUGAUUUAAAUAACAAAUUUAAACAUUGUCUCAUUAUGUGUAAAGAAUUAAGUGGACAAGAAGAACUACAAACGCGAAAUGACCUCAAAGGUGUUACACUAACAGCUGAUAAAUUACUUUAUUUACAUGCAAUUGACUUAUGUUUAACUGCGGCUGGAUUGGAAUUUUUUGGAAAACCACAAGAUUGUAUUGGACCAUAUACAGAAGCUCAAGUGCUAUUUCAUAGUUUAUGUCAACAGGCAUCAAGUGAUUUUGAUAAAUCGAUAUUACGAGCGUAUCGAGAAGCUGUUGAACGUCGAUUACAUUGUUUACAAAAUCAAGGAUAUAUUGUUUUAAAUGAAACACACUCAACAACUACAUCCCGAUAA
This is a messenger RNA of Didymodactylos carnosus, 2774 nucleotides long. The record is from the annotation of a GenBank genome assembly. NCBI's taxonomy places the organism in Eukaryota, Metazoa, Rotifera, Eurotatoria, Philodinida, Philodinidae.